GAUCAGCUGAGCUGCAGCCGAAGGAAGCCGGAGGCUACCGGGCGGGAAGGUACGUGGCGCAGAAAAGUCUUACGGCCUUCGCCAUGGGCCCCAGGAGUACAGAGGGCUGGACUAGUGCCGUCGCCUCUUUCCGCUCAUGCCCCACAGCCUUCCUCUCUGCGUAUGGGGCCAGCGACACCUUUGUAGUCGAACUGUUGCAGGAGCUGCGCAGUGAAAAGCUGGGGGAGCAGAUCAAGGUCUCCAUGUUGUCACUCCUCUUGGAAUACCCCACUCUGUUGUGCCCAGAUGCCAAGGCAGGGCAAGAGGCCGCAGCAUCCUUGCUGUCCUUUUUUGCCCAACUGGGUUCCUCACCCAGACUGCCGUCUCUGCGGUGCCACUUGCUUUUCACGACGGGGACUGUGCUACUGGCCACAGAUGCCUUCAGCGAGGACUGCCAGACUUCCCAUGAAUAUCUUACUCUGCUAUUCCACCUGGCUUCAGACCUCAACGACCGGCAUGGAGGGCCAGUGGAGAGACCCCUACGGGUAGCUGCUUGUGAGUGCCUGAGAGAGGUGGAGUGUUGCCACCCUGGGUUGCUGUCGCAGCGCUUGGAGACCUUACAUUCCUUGCAGCAACAGGAAACCUCUCCAGCCCAUCAGGGUUACACCUUGCUCUACAGCUUGGCUCUACGGAACGCAAUCUUCCUGCUUGCUCGGCGUGGCCAGGGAACCCUGGGGGAGCUUCUGGCAGGCAGUGGGGGUCUGGUGUGGGGGGCAAGAAAGGAGCUGGCUGACCUGCCUUUGGCUGCUCUCGACCAGCUGUUCCUGCUGCCUUCCUCUGGGGAUCUCAAGGAGUUGAAAUCAGUGGUCUCGGCUCUGUUGGACAGCUCCUAUCUUUUGUCCCCAGCCGCUCAAAGCCACCUCCUGUGGCACUUGGGCCAAGCUGUGAGUGUUGUACGCACCCAGUCUCCUGCCAUCUUCAAAGCCCAACUGGUGCGCCUCUUUGGGACAGCAGACCUAGCGCUGCUGCAUGCCAUAUUGCAACUCAAGUCCCUCUUCACGGACAGCCUCUUUACUCCUGAAGACGAGGCUUUCUUGCUUCGCCGCUUGGUGGGCAUGGCCCAACACCCAGCUUUGCCCGCCCCAGUGAAACUCUUCCAUCUGGACUGUCUCUUGCACUUCCCUGAGAACCGGCCACUGGGCUCGGGCAACGAGGAGGGCCUGCCAGUUUUGCUCACGCCUCGCACUAUUUCUGGCCUUUUCCCUGGCCUCUUCCAGGAUCAGGGCACUGUCUUGGCACGGCUGAACUUGCUGUGUCUGGUGUGUAUGGAUAGUGAAGGGCCUGCUGCUGAACAAGGGAUGGGCUACCUCUUGGAGCAUGUGCUGGCUCUGGGAGGGUUGGUGGCUGGGAACGGUGGGCAGGAGGCCUCUCGGCUCUUUUUCCGAGCAGUAUUUCUUUUUUCCCGGUACUUUGGCUCACGGACGCAACCCAUGACAGAGCUGACCCAUUGCCUCUUGGACCUCUAUCGUCAGAACUGUGCUCUGGCACCAAAUGUUAUCAACCUUUUGGAUGAAGUGUGGGCAGUGCUGGAAGGGCCCAGUUGGGCCGGUUCUUUUGCUCACGCCUUGCAAGAGCUGAUUGUGGGGUUACCCUUACAAGAGAAGGAGCUGAGCUGGCAUCUCAGAGUCUUAGCCAGGUUGGCAAAGGAGAAAGACAUUCCUCAAAGGAGCACUAUGCAGUUCCUGAGACGUUUGAUCGCUGUGGAUCAACUUGGGGACUGGCGCUCAGGACAAGUUCUCUUGAGUGUCUGCCGGAAUUUGAUGCAGCUGCAACCCCUGCCUGCUCCCUCCCACCUAGCGGAUCUCCUGCAGGCUGUCUCCCUCUGCCAUGUGGAUGUAGAUGUCCGAGACCGGGCUCGGUUCUAUUACACCUUGCUGACCAACCUGUCUGAUGAGAAACUUGGGGCUGUGCUGGUCCCUCAGGGCCCUGUAAAAGCCCGGACACUCUCCUCUUCCAUUGUGGCUGACAGUGAGAGCUUUGUGGCUUCUCUGACGGUGCAUCCAGCGGAGCGAGCCCCUAUGCGGCUGGAGAGAGUAGGGAAGAGCAGUGACGUGCCUGCAGCCCUCAGCCCUGAGCAAGAUGUGGAUAACUAUUGCCAGUGGUUGCUGGAGCCGCGGCCCCCCUCGCAGCUCAGUUUGACAUACCAGCUGGUCCACUUGGGUCCCCCGAGUCCUCCCUGGGAUCUCUUGCUCUGUGUGGUGCUACGCUUUGUGUGUUCUGACCAGCAUUACGAGCCUGUGCCAGAGCUGUGUGUGCCUUGCCUCUCAGCACAUCACCCGCCCCGGACUCUGACCCUGACGCUGCAGCCACGUUGCCCCUAUCCCACGCGGGUCAACAUCUUUGCAGUGUAUACAACGCACAAGGGCCUCACCUACUGCAGCCAGCUGGAGCCGUUGGAAGUAGCUUUCCCCGAUCUUUUUUUGCCCCUGAUGGUGCCAGCCUGGCCUACUGAGAAACGACAUCAUUUCUUUGGGGCUUUUUGGCACCGGCUUCACCCGGACAGCAACGAGGCUUGUGCCGAGAGCCUCGUCUGCUUGCCUGUGCCUCCUCAGUCUCUGGGGCGCUUGGUGCAGGAUAAUUUUGCCAGGUACAUUCUAGCAGAACAGUCGGGCUCUUAUGAAAUUGGCAUGGCUCUGCCCCCACAGUACCACAUUCUGUUGCAAGUGCAGAGCACUGAGGACUCUGCCCGGGUAAAUAUUCGGACAGACAACUGGAAGCUGCUGCCUUCAUUAAACAACUACUUGCUGGGUCUAGUAGAGGCCAGCUGAGGGGCGAGGGGAGCUGUUGGCUGAACUUCUGUGGGAGAUGCGUGAAUGUGAAAAUAGUUCUAAAAAAAUAAAAUCUUUUUGCAAGACAGCUGUGACCCAAGUUGGGUGAGGAAGGAAAAGUUUUGAGCUGGGUUAGGGGAAGCGUUUUGGAAAAGGGACUGCAAAGGCAGAGCACCCCAGCAUACCACAAGGUAUGUGGUGGCUGUACCAUGGUUCACUGAAAGCAUCAACAACUUCUCUCUGUGCCUCCCAUAUAAAGGAAAGGCCUGUAAUGAUACGGAGAUCGUUGUGUGCAGUCUCUGAUUUGUAGUGGUUUCUGUGUAUCUCCCUGAAAACCUUUAUAUAAGUUGAUGGCGAGCUUCCAAACUACACCAGGGUUUUAAGAUUUGGGGCCCUGGACUUUGGGAGGAUCAGGUGCUCCCAAUGCCAUUAUUAAA
Molecule: messenger RNA, 3244 nt
Organism: Eublepharis macularius
Lineage: Eukaryota; Metazoa; Chordata; Lepidosauria; Squamata; Eublepharidae
Gene: AP5B1
Product: adaptor related protein complex 5 subunit beta 1
Exons: 3
Coding region: 84-2807 (907 amino acids)
Biological process (GO): endosomal transport
Cellular component (GO): AP-type membrane coat adaptor complex; lysosomal membrane
Source: RefSeq, a predicted model, not a curated record